Molecule: messenger RNA, 753 nt
Organism: Rhododendron vialii
Lineage: Eukaryota; Viridiplantae; Streptophyta; Magnoliopsida; Ericales; Ericaceae
Product: valerianol synthase TPS1A-like
Exons: 5
Coding region: 1-753 (250 amino acids)
Molecular function (GO): magnesium ion binding; terpene synthase activity
Source: RefSeq, a predicted model, not a curated record
AUGACGCAGUUACUAGAAAAAUGCAGUAAAGAGGUUGAAGUGUUGAAGGAAGAAGUGAAGGAUAUGCUAGUACUAGAUCAAGACGAUGUUGGAGGUGGUAAAUCAGGAGCAGAGAUUGAAGAGCUUUUGGAGAACAUGAACGCCAUGGUGUUUUCUACCUCUUCCAGAAAGAGAUUGAAGAGCUUUUGGAGAACAUGUUUCCAAAGUAUGAGGAAUAUUAUAGUCAUGUUUUCCAUGAUAAUUUGUUCAUGUUGUCACUUCACUUUCGAGUUUUUAGGCAACAUGGCUAUGACUUGUCUUCCAAGUCGCCACUGCCUGUACGAACCACUCCAAAGGGAAAUUCCAAGAGUUGAAGCUAGGCAUUACAUUUCUGUUUAUGAAAAGGAUGCUUCUAGGAAUGAAAAGCUAUUUAGGCUUGCAAAAAUUGAUUUCAAUCGACUACAAAUGUUACACAAGGAAGAACUCUGCCAGAUCUCCAGGGAUUCUGUGUGGUGGAAAGACUGGGACCUACGGCCACAUAUUCCUUAUGUGAGAGACAGUGGAGUGCUUUUUCUAUUCUACAGCAAUGAUAUCUAUGAGGCUCAUGGUAUCUAUGAAGAACUCAAAUGUUUCACAAAUGCAGUGCAGAGGUGGGACAUGAAUGCGAUUGAUCAACUCCCAAAGUACAUGAAGCCAAUCUUCGAGGCUCUCUUAAAUGUUCAUGAUGAAAUUUACCAGGAGAUGGCAAAGAAAAAAUUAAACUACGGCGUCUAA